Scomber scombrus (Atlantic mackerel) is the source of this 1877-nucleotide messenger RNA. RefSeq lists its product as uncharacterized. The transcript is spliced from 11 exons. NCBI's taxonomy places the organism in Eukaryota, Metazoa, Chordata, Actinopteri, Scombriformes, Scombridae. The record is from RefSeq and is a predicted model, not a curated record. The coding region runs from base 1 to 1272 and encodes 423 amino acids.
AUGGCUGGUUGUUUCCUUCGAUGCUUUAGCUGCUUCUUGGCAUACAGUGCUUUGGUGCUGAUUGGAGUCUUCUUUCAUGUUGUGGGGAAGUGCAGUGCAGCGUCUGGUACAAAGGUCUCCUACAACUGGACCGUGAGGGGCCAAACCCACAGUGGCUCCAGGCUGCAGUACAAUAUCCAGCCAGAGGAUGGAGACAUCGAAUUCACCUGCACGAUUUUCAAUGCUGUCAGUAAAACAUCUGCAUCAAAAACAGUGAAGUGCAGCAACAGUGCUUCCACAAAUCAGGAUAAAGAAGAUCUAUGUGGUCACAGGCACACUGAGUCUCCACCAGUAAACCAGGAUGAAACCCAACAGCAAGUAUAUUCCUCUCUUCUCCAUGGUGAUGGUUCUGUCUAUGAAUCAGUCAGAAGCUCUGAAGACGCUGGAAAAAAUGUGGAGGCUUCCAGUUGUGAUCGUAUCAUCCAUAAAAACGUUGGAGACACUGUGGAGCUUUCAUCAUGUUUACCUGAAGGGGUCACCUCAGCAACUUGGAAAUUUAAAGAUAACAAAGUAGUAGACAUGGAUAUAGGUGACACUAAACAUUCUCAGUUUCUAGGCAGAGUAGAGUUAAACCAAGAUUACAGUUUAACAAUGAGAAGACUGACUCCUCAAGAUUCUGGUGUUUACAGUUUUACCUCAACAGUGAAUGAUCAGCAAAGGCCCACAGUCUCCAUCACUCUGCAAGUUCAUGAGAUCAUAACGCAGCAGCCUUCCCUGACUGUAAAUUCCACCUGGCAUGCUUUGAAUGAAUCCUGUACAGUUGUGGGAGAGUGCAGAGCAGCGUCUGACACAAAGGUCUCCUACAACUGGACUGUCAGGGGCCAAACUCACAGUGGCUCCAGGCUGCAGUACAAUAUCCAGCCAGAGGAUGGAGACAUCAAAUUCAUCUGCACGAUUUUCAACUUUGUCAGUAAUACAUCUGCAUCCAAAACAGUGAAGUGCAGCAACAGUGCUUCCACAGAUCAGGAUAAACAAGUGGUCAGCUCUCCAGUCCAGUCAAUCAUUAGGGUAGUUAUUGGAAUUGCAUUGACUGUUCUACUGCUGUUUUUGCUGUGUUACUACACAAAGUCAAAGGAUCUAUGUGGUCACAGAUCAUGUUUCAGGCACACUGAGUCUCCACCAGCCAACCAGGAUGAAACCCAACAACAAGUAUAUUCCUCUCUUCUCCAUGGUGAUGGUUCUGUCUAUGAAUCAGUCAGAAGCUCUGAAGACGCUGGAAAAAGUACAGAAUAAAUAUUGAUCAACGUGGAUUAACGUCCAUAAAGAAAAGUCUAUCAACAAAAGGAGAGAAGCACAGAUGACACCAUGAAAAACAACAUUUAAACUGAGACAAUGUUUUCAGCUUUUAAAGAACUUUGAAGUUGGAAUAAUUAGAAAUCUUGCACCAUGGUGAUUGUCUAACCCUUUUACAUUUUCUAUAUCUUAAAGCUUGAUCCUUCGUGAGCUGCAAGAGAUACUUUUUUUUUUUUAAAGCUGAUGUUUUUUGGGUUGUUUUUUUGUUUUGUUUAGUUUUUUUUACAGUGAUACAAUGUUCUCACGCCUGAAAUCUUGCAGCCUGGUGAUUGAAUAAUCCUCUUCCUCUUUUUCCUUUUCUGAAAGCUUGAUCAUUUACAGUGUUAUAAGCUGCAAGAGAUGCUUUUUUUAAACUUAUGGUGAUAUAGUGAUGUAUGUUCACCAUAUCAGCCACUUGGUGGAGCCUUGUGAAUUUGAUUUCAGUUCCUGCCCAAUGUGCCAUGUGUAAUGAAUGUUUAAUGCGUUUAACUGUAUAAAAGUUUUUUUGGAUUAUUUUCAAACAUUAAAAUUGUUUUUCCUCAAUUUGCACAAAAAACUGUUGAAUU